GUAGAAAAUUCCAAGUAUUUUUGAAAACUUUAUAAAUUUGUUGUCGCUUUGGAAGAGAAAAAUCAAAUGUCCCCAAAUGCUGCUAAGAAACGGGCGAUGUCCUCAGCACAAAAGCGGAGAAAGUUGAGGAAGAGUAUUCCUGGCUGCAGGAAACCACCAAAUGCCCUCAGUUCGGCGCUCAUUCGACGCAUUUGCCGCUUGCCGCCAAAGAGGAUGCAGGCCCACCCGAUUGCUGAGGUCAGAUACCUCAAUCCAGAGUUCAGGAAAGUCGAUGAACCUGGCGCUGCCACCUCCGUUUGCACCGUGUGCCAUGAGAUCCAUUCAACCCCUGCAGUCGAGCCCAAUGAGCCGUUGUUGGAGAAAGUUCAGCAGGAAACCCAAACGGAGCCAUGCUGGGGUUGCAGUUGCCACUGCAACUUUUCUGGUGAUCAAUCCAACCUGCAGGGGUCCAAACAAGUGACAGCCAAGACGUCCAAUCGGAUGUCAAGCGAGCAAUAUUAUCAGAAGUCAUCGUCCAGCAGGGAAAUACUCUCAGCCAGCCAGGUGGCAGUCGAAGGACCCUUUCUGGAGCAAGUGGCGCGUGCAGCUCGGCUGUCCUUUAGGUCCAGCCAAACGUCCCAGGAUCAGCCAGUCGCCUUGUCGCACCAAGGAUCUGUGUCCCACCAUCUAGACAGUGCUUUCGAUGGUUUAUCCUGAGGGUUGGGCAGGGUUCCGCUUCUCCAUUCACAUGGUGUCACGUAGACGCUUCGUUUUCUUUGAGUUUUCAGUUACAGGGGCAGCGGCGGCAAUCACCAAAUAAAAAGCCAUCGGACAGUU
Drosophila guanche is the source of this 816-nucleotide messenger RNA. RefSeq lists its product as uncharacterized. The transcript has 2 exons. The record is from RefSeq and is a predicted model, not a curated record. Bases 67 to 696 code for a protein of 209 amino acids. Lineage: Eukaryota; Metazoa; Arthropoda; Insecta; Diptera; Drosophilidae.